Molecule: messenger RNA, 360 nt
Organism: Penicillium paradoxum
Lineage: Eukaryota; Fungi; Ascomycota; Eurotiomycetes; Eurotiales; Aspergillaceae
Exons: 4
Cellular component (GO): cytoplasm; nucleus
Molecular function (GO): protein tyrosine phosphatase activity
Source: RefSeq, a predicted model, not a curated record
AUGAUUCCAGCAACUACUGCAGCAGGCUCAAUUUCUCGCCUUGAGCUCCUUCGGUGGUUUCAACAGGGCAAGAAGACAGGCAAGGAUUUCAUUCUGGUUGAUCUACGUCGUACCGAUUUUGAGGGAGGCACGAUCCGAGGCUCUCUGAACCUUCCAGCGCAGAGCUUAUAUGCUACCAUUCCGACUCUACAUUCUGUCCUCUUGCAGGCCAAGAUCGCCAAUGUGGUGUGGUAUUGUGGCUCUUCUCGAGGUCGUGGAAUGCGUGCUGCCAAUUCAUUUGCAGAGUACCUGGUAGAACACAAGGACAUGCAUAUCAAUAGCCUAGUACUAGACGGAGGUAUCAAGGGAUGGGUGGCAUCU